GCAGCAGCCGCCUCUGCCGCAGCAACCCUCGCAGCCGGCGCUUGGUUCCAGCCUCUUCCCCCUCCCCGUCAACAUUUUUUGCUCAAUGUCCUGGCAAGAGAGAACUCAAGCCCUGCGCCGCAGCCCGCCUUCUUCCUCUUUUAAAUAGGUGCUAGGAAAGGGGGGGGAGAAAGAGAAGACACCACCAAACAAGCGCCCCUCCCCUUCUCUCUCUCGCGUGCUCUCGCUCUCUUCUACACCUCCUCAUCGCCACUUUCCAAAGCGGACUUCUCGUUUCUCCUCAGUUGCUGCCGGGACAAUUCGGCGUCGCUUUUCGCUCAAGUCUGUCUGUGUCGCUCGCGCGCGCUCUGCCACUUUUCCCGCUCCUCCCUUCUCUCACCCAGUCUGACUAGAGUGGCUUUUUAAACCUUUCCACACUUUCACUGGUAGGCGUAAGAGGGCAACUUUUCUCCCCUCUCUCCCCCUUUAUUUCCCCCCUUUCCUCACAAACGCAAAACUCCCUUUUUUAUUUCUCUUUUUUCCCCCUCCCACCCACUUCUCCUGAAGGGGUGGGUGGGUGGUAGUGGAGGCGGGGGGGCGGCGGCGGACUGCUGCUGCGUCUAAUGUGACCAUGGCUGUCCCGGCUCCUUUAAUCCCUCCGACCCAGCUGGUCCCCCCUCAGCCGCCCAUCUCUACUUCAGCCGCCUGCACCACCACCACCAGCACCAGCACUUCCUCGGCCGCCUCUCCUCCGGCCAGCGCGCCUUCCACGGCGGCCUCGGCGGUACCAGCCUCUUCGGGGACAAACCUAUUUCGGCCGGAACCCGUCGUAGCAGCGGCAGUGGUAGCGGCGGCGGCGGCCGCCGCCACAGCCACCUCCAGCAACGGAGGCGGGGAGAGCAAUUGCAACGCCAGCUUGGGCACCGGCAGUGCUUCCACCAGCAGCAGUGGAGCCUCCAGCGUAGGAGGUGGAGGUGGCUCGUCUGCCCCCAGCGCCAGCACCUCAGGCGGCGGGGGCAGUGUGCCAGGCAAACCGGUGUACUCGACCCCUUCCCCGGUGGAGAACACGCCUCAGAACAACGAGUGCAAGAUGGUGGACCUGCGGGGCGCCAAGGUGGCCUCCUUCACGGUGGAGGGGUGCGAGCUCAUCUGCCUGCCGCAGGCGUUCGACCUCUUCCUCAAGCACUUGGUGGGCGGCUUGCACACUGUCUACACCAAGCUCAAGCGCUUGGAGAUCACGCCUGUCGUCUGCAACGUGGAGCAGGUCCGGAUCCUCAGGGGCUUGGGCGCCAUCCAGCCGGGCGUCAACCGCUGCAAGCUCAUCUCCAGGAAGGAUUUCGAGACCCUCUACAACGAUUGCACCAACGCAAGUUCCAGACCUGGACGGCCUCCUAAGCGGACUCAAAGUGUCACCUCUCCAGAGAAUUCUCACAUCAUGCCGCAUUCUGUCCCUGGUCUUAUGUCUCCUGGAAUCAUCCCACCAACAGGUCUGACAGCUGCAGCUGCUGCAGCAGCAGCUGCCACCAAUGCAGCCAUUGCAGAAGCAAUGAAGGUGAAAAAAAUUAAAUUAGAAGCUAUGUCGAAUUAUCAUGCCAGUAAUAAUCAGCAUGGAGCAGAGUCUGAGAAUGGGGAUCUGAAUUCUAGUGUGGGAAGCAGUGAUAGUUCUUGGGAUAGAGAAAAACUCCAGUCUCCCCCAACCCAAGGAUCGCAGGCCUCUGUUAACCACCCCAGUAUGCCUGGACAGCAUAACCUUCCAGUUAAUCAUCCUCUUAACCCUCUCCAACAGAACCGCCUUCUGCCAAAUGGCCUGGAGCUCCCUUUUAUGAUGAUGCCUCACCCGCUCAUUCCUGUCAGCCUGCCACCAGCAUCUGUCACAAUGGCGAUGAGCCAGAUGAACCACCUUAGCACGAUUGCGAACAUGGCAGCCGCAGCACAAGUGCAGAGUCCUCCCUCAAGAGUUGAGACGUCUGUUAUUAAGGAACGAGUUCCAGACAGCCCUUCUCCUGCUCCAUCCCUUGAAGAGGGCCGAAGACCUGGAAGCCAUCCAUCAUCUCAUCGUAGCAGCAGUGUAUCCAGCUCCCCUGCCCGAACUGAAAGUUCUUCAGACAGAAUCCCAGCUGUCCAUCAGAAUGGCCUGUCCAUGAACCAGAUGUUGAUGGGUUUAUCACCGAAUGUUCUACCUGGUCCAAAAGAGGGUGACCUGGCUGGCCACGAUACUGGCCAUGAUACAAAAAGAAUGCACAUGGAAAAAGAUGAGACCCCGCUCUCCACACCAACUGCAAGAGACAGCCUUGACAAACUUCCACUAACUGGGCAUGGGCAGCCGCUACCUCCAGGUUUUCCAUCGCCUUUUCUAUUUCCUGAUGGAUUGUCCUCCAUAGAAACCCUUCUGACUAACAUCCAGGGCCUGUUAAAAGUUGCCAUAGACAAUGCUCGAGCUCAAGAGAAACAAGUCCAACUGGAAAAGACAGAGCUCAAAAUGGAACUUUUCAGGGAACGAGAACUGAGGGAAACACUUGAAAAACAGUUGGCAGUGGAACAGAAGAACAGAGCAAUAAUUCAGAAAAGGUUAAAGAAGGAAAAGAAAGCCAAGAGGAAAUUGCAGGAAGCACUUGAAUUUGAGACAAAGAGGCGAGAACAAGCAGAACAGACACUGAAACAGGCAGCUUCCACCGAUAAUCUCAGGGUCCUAAAUGACUCUCUGACCCCAGAGAUAGAAGCUGACCGCAGUGGGGGCAGAACAGAUGCUGAAAGGACAAUACAAGAUGGAAGACUUUAUUUGAAAACUACUGUCAUGUACUGAACUUAUUCACCUGAAGAUAUGCGUGCUACAGUUUAAGGAACUCUGCAAUGAAACAUUUGCCGUUUCGUAAGUUCUGCAAAAACAAAGGUGCUUUCCAGGCAACUUGGCCACUUCAUUUAUCCAUGUGCAGAGGUUUUAAACUUUCUGAAAGAGCAUCCUCCAUUGGUUUCCUGGGACUUCUCCCUGUGUUCCAGAGAAUGUUUCUACAACCUAUGUAGCACACUUCUUAACAGCCAGCUAACAAGAAAUUUGUUAUUGGACACAUCCUUGUAUAGACCAGCCCAGAGCAAGACCUUGCAUUCCCUUUCCAAAGGAAUGAAAACUGUCUCCUCCUCUGAUUCUUUGAGCACAUCAAACCGUCCACAGUGCCCACUUUUACACCUGAAGACUAUUAUGCCAUAUGUAAACCAGCAAGACAGUACAGAAGUGAAUCUUUCUAACAGAGGAAUAAGAAGACUCCUAAAAAGAUAAAAUAGGAAAAGACAAAUAAAAAAGUUACACCAUUCCCCUCCCCAAAAUCUAGAACAGGGACUCAUUUCCCUUCAAGACAUGUUUUCCCAACAUACUUUCCAAGAGACCAACACAACCAUGGUACAUUACAAGAAGUCAAAACAAUUUUAUCUCGGGGAAAAAGAAGAAGUACAGAAUGUAAACAAAGUAAUUUUACUGUUUUCUUUAAGUAAACGAAUAAAGAACUAAAAAUAUUAAAGACCUGUUAUAAUUUCUCAUUCUAACCUGGCAGUACUUUGGGGGAGUGACAAGAUGUUGCUUCUUACUGAAACUGUUGGUCAAAUGUACAGUAUAUAACCACAAACCACACACUGAAGGUAUUAUGUAUGCCGUAGAAUACUAGAUUUUAGGAAAACAACAGUUUUAGGUAAUAUGUUUUGUCACCCUGUUGGUCCAAAAGACACCUUUCUAAUUUUAACGCAUGCAGGCAUGUAAAUAUUUGUCCUGAAGUCACAGUAUUAAUAAACGGGAUCUGGGGAUGACAGCUACUUUUAUUUGUAUAUUGGUCAGUGCUGUGAAAUGGCACUUUUAAAAGUGAAUUGUAGCUCAAGAGCAAGUCGUCCCGCCAGAAAUAUUUUUGUAUGUUAAUGUCAUAUUACGUCAACGUUGCUGGGGAGGGGGGAGACCACAGAGACUAAACAGGCGCUUGAUGUUAUCAGUCCAAUACCAUGUAGAGCUAAGUGAUAAAGUUGAAGUCUUUUGUCCUUCCUUGUCUCAGGCAAGGCCAGUUAUGUGUUAUUUUUACUGUCUUUAUAAAUGCUAUGGAUAUCUGUUCUCCACCUUUGUGCUCAUAACUGGAAGCAAGCUUCAACGCAGUGCUUGUUACAUCUUAAAUGAUAUUGUUUGCUCCAGGUUAACCCUUUGAAAACUACUUUAAAGAUAAAUGCCAUCAUACGUGAUUGUUUCUUCACCUGUAAUGUUUUAUGCGUGUACGAUAUGCAUUUAUAGAAAAACGUAAUCAGAACCAUAAACAUGUAAAAUGCCUCACUGAAAGUAAUUUUGUCAAAACAAUAACUAUGUCCAAAUUCUGUUUUUGUUGUCCACAGUGUGUUGAUUUUGCCAUGUUAGUGCUUCAGAAUUGGUUUUUUUCUGGCCUACAUUUACCCUCUCAUGAUUUUAGAAAUAAACAACUUCAUGCCAUGGAAUUAAAAAGAAACUAUUUUGUCGUUCAAAAAUUGUUACCGGAUACGUCGUAAUAGAUGUGGUAAUGCUUCAGAUUUUUUAAAAAAGAAGUGAAGUCUUCAAAGGGUUAACAGCUAUCAUUAGAUGGACUUUGUGACAAACUGCUAAAUUAUUUAUAUGAGAGAAAAGAGGGGUGUUUUUUAAUUAAUUAAAAAAACUACAAAUGAAAUCUCUAGCAUCUAUCAUUGGUCUUGCUCCUUGCAGAGCGUCACCUGUAAGUAGUUUUAAUCAUUUAUAAAAUGUAUACUUUUCAGACUCUUUGGAUAUGCAUCACUGUUUAGUUUGGUACCUACAUAAAGGAAAUGCUGAGAAUAAUGAGGACAAGAAGUAUAUCUUAUUAAACAAGUGUAAAUAUUACAGUUCAUUAAAUGCUACCGUAUGAUGAAUUUGGGUUUCUUUUGCCCCUCUUUAGUUACACACAAAGGUUUUUCCUUUUGCCUAGAUUAUGAAGAAAUGUUGUGUUCAUGUUAUUGUUUAAAUGCUUUUUGUAUUCUUCAAGAUAUUAAUGUCUAGUUGUUCUAUAUUAUAACCACCUUUGCGCUCUAUGCAAGCCCUUGGAACAGAACAUUCUCAUCUUCAUGUAGGACCUAUGAAAAUUCUCUAUUUUUAUCUAUAUAUUUAAAGUUUUCUAAAAAUGAGAAAAAAGUUAUUAUGAAUUUUGUUGUACAAAAUCUGUACAAAAAUCUGUUUUUACAUCAUAAUGCAAGAAUUGGAAAAAUUUUCUAUGGUAGCCUAGUUAUUUGAGCCUGGUUUCAAUGUGAGAACCACGUUUACUGGUAUUGUAUUUAAUUUUUCUCUUUUUUUCC
Molecule: messenger RNA, 5280 nt
Organism: Rhineura floridana
Lineage: Eukaryota; Metazoa; Chordata; Lepidosauria; Squamata; Rhineuridae
Gene: DACH1
Product: dachshund family transcription factor 1
Exons: 12
Coding region: 611-2782 (723 amino acids)
Source: RefSeq, a predicted model, not a curated record